Molecule: messenger RNA, 883 nt
Organism: Euleptes europaea (tarantolino)
Lineage: Eukaryota; Metazoa; Chordata; Lepidosauria; Squamata; Sphaerodactylidae
Gene: TNFAIP6
Product: TNF alpha induced protein 6
Exons: 6
Coding region: 59-883 (274 amino acids)
Biological process (GO): cell adhesion; negative regulation of inflammatory response
Molecular function (GO): hyaluronic acid binding
Source: RefSeq, a predicted model, not a curated record
CAAGCAGGGCUUUCCCGGGCCACUUCAACAGUGACUCUGACAAACUCCAGCAGAAGACAUGAUUGUGUUCCCUUUUUUCUUUGCCUUGCUGUGGGAGAGAGCUCCUGGCUGGGGGUUCAAGGACGGAGUACUACACAAUUCGAUUUGGUUAGAGCGAGCAGCCGGAGUAUAUCACAGAGAAGGAAGAAAUGGAAAAUACCAGCUCACCUAUGCAGAGGCAAAAGCAGUGUGUGAAUAUGAAGGUGGGCAUCUAGCAACAUACCAGCAGCUCGAAGCAGCAAGAAAAAUAGGUUUUCAUAUGUGUGCUGCCGGUUGGCUGGCCAAAGGAAGAGUGGGGUAUCCCAUCGUUAAACCUGGAAGCAACUGUGGCUUUGGAAAGACUGGGAUUGUGGAUUAUGGCUUUCGACUUAACAGAAGUGAGAGAUGGGAUGCUUAUUGUUACAACCCUAACGGAAAAGAUUGUGGUGGAGUCUUCACAGAUUCGAAACAUACCUUCAAAACCCCUGGCUACCCAAAUGAAUAUGAAAAUGAUCAAACCUGUUAUUGGCAUAUAAGAGUGAAGUAUGGACAGCGGGUUCAAAUUCAGUUUAUUGACUUUGACCUCGAAGAGGAUACAUCUUGCCUGUCUGAUUACUUAGAAAUCUAUGACAGCUAUGAUGAUGUCAAUGGCUUUGUGGGCAGGUACUGCGGAGACGAACUACCAGAUCCAAUUGUUAGCACAGGAAAUGUCAUGACGCUGAAAUUUUUGUCAGAUGCUUCUGUUACGGCAGGAGGCUUUCAGAUUAAAUAUGUUGCUUUAGACCCACCGAGAAAGAGUGCUGGGAAAAAUACAACUAUCCAGAGCAAGACAAAUUAUUUAGCUGGAAAAUUUGGCAUUAUGUGA